Messenger RNA from Thunnus maccoyii (southern bluefin tuna), 342 nucleotides. Its product is annotated as SH3 and multiple ankyrin repeat domains protein 2-like. The transcript is spliced from 2 exons. The record is from RefSeq and is a predicted model, not a curated record. NCBI's taxonomy places the organism in Eukaryota, Metazoa, Chordata, Actinopteri, Scombriformes, Scombridae. The coding region runs from base 124 to 342 and encodes 72 amino acids.
CGGACAGCUGGAUCCCGGCUCCGGACCUCGGACACCACGGUCGGCGCAUGCGCAUAAGGAACAGCUGGUUGGUGAAGGUGAGAGCGGUGCAGUUAUAUCACCACAGCUCUGUGCCUGUCAGUCAUGGGCCUGCGGGAGGUCUGGAGGAACUACAAAGUCCUGAUUGUGAUGGGCACGAGUCUGGGACUGAUCCACUGGGGCUGGUACAAUCUGAAGUCAAACCCGCUGCUGCAUAAAUCCAGAGACGACUACAUUCCUGAGCCGGGCAUCGUCGCUUACGUUUCUCCUCCUGCAGCUCCUCCUCCUCCUCCUCCUGCUGCUGCUGCCGCCAAGAGCAAGUAA